UUAAAGAGGAAGAGAAACCUCAUUCAUUGAUUCAUUCAUCAUAAACCCUGUCUUGUGACAGUCAUCAAGCAUUCAUUUAUAAGGACCCAAAACUUCACUUGAUGAGUUGUGUUUGAUUUUAACCACUUCCCACUCACUCACUCACUCACUCACUCACUCAUCUCAUCAAACACCUUUCAAACAUUAACAUGGCCGCCGCUAACGCUACUUCCCAAACCCUCCGACUCCCUUCACAAUCCUCCCUUGCUCUCUCCUCCAAACUCCCUCUCUCCUCCGCCUUCUCCGUCUCCCUCCGCCCUCACAACCCCCGCCGUUCACUCGUCGUCUUCGUCUCUUCUUCCCUCGACGCUAAACCCACCGUCCUCGUCGCUGAAAAGCUCGGCGAAGCUGGUCUCACUCUUCUCAAAGAUUUCGCCAACGUUGACUGCUCUUACAAUCUCACUCCUGAGGAGCUUUGCACCAAGAUCUCUCUCUGUGAUGCUCUCAUCGUUCGCAGUGGUACCAAAGUCUCACGCGAAGUGUUUGAAUCUUCCGGUGGAAGACUCAAGGUUGUUGGUAGAGCUGGUGUUGGUAUUGAUAACGUGGAUCUGGCCGCCGCUACUGAACAUGGUUGCUUGGUUGUUAAUGCUCCCACUGCUAACACUGUUGCCGCCGCUGAACACGGGAUCGCGCUCUUGGCUGGCAUGGCUAGAAAUGUUGCUCAGGCUGAUGCUUCUAUCAAAGCUGGGAAAUGGGAGAGAAGUAAGUAUGUUGGAGUUUCCCUAGUUGGGAAGACACUUGCUGUAAUGGGAUUUGGGAAGGUUGGAACUGAGGUUGCUAGGCGUGCUAAGGGGCUUGGUAUGAAGGUUAUUGCUCAUGAUCCUUAUGCUCCUGCUGAUCGUGCUCAUGCUAUUGGUGUCGAGCUUGUGAGCUUUGAGGAGGCCAUUGCCACCGCUGAUUUCAUCUCUUUGCACAUGCCGCUUACGCCUGCUACUAAUAAGAUGCUCAAUGAUGAGACUUUUGCCAAGAUGAAGAAAGGAGUUAGAAUUGUUAAUGUUGCUCGUGGUGGAGUCAUUGACGAGGAUGCACUUGUUAGAGCAUUGGAUUCUGGAAUUGUAGCUCAGGCGGCUCUUGAUGUUUUCACGGUGGAACCACCCUCCAAAGACAGCAAGUUGGUUAUGCAUGAGCUAGUUACUGCAACACCUCAUCUUGGUGCCAGUACCAUGGAAGCUCAGGAAGGUGUGGCUAUUGAAAUAGCAGAAGCUGUUGUUGGGGCUUUGAAAGGGGAGCUUGCUUCUACUGCAGUCAAUGCACCAAUGGUUUCCUCAGAGGUGUUAACAGAGCUUAAACCAUUUGUUGAUCUUGCUGAGAAACUGGGUAGGCUGGCUGUCCAACUGGUAGCAGGAGGAAGCGGUGUAAAGACAGUGAAAGUGACUUACGCUUCCGCUAGGGCCCCUGAUGAUCUUGACACUCGUCUUCUUCGUGCUAUGAUAACAAAGGGUCUGAUUGAGCCCAUAUCCAGUGUUUUCGUGAACUUAGUUAAUGCUGACUUCACCGCUAAACAAAGAGGGCUAAGAAUUACUGAGGAGAGAGUUAUUCUUGAUGGUUCACCUGAGAAUCCACUUGAAUUCAUUCAAGUCCAGAUUGCUAACGUGGAAUCUCGAUUUGCUAGUGCCAUAUCAGAUUCAGGGGAGGUCACAGUGGAGGGUCGCGUGAAAGAUGGUGUCCCCCAUCUUACAAAGGUUGGAUCUUUUGAAGUUGAUGUGAGUUUAGAAGGUAGCAUUAUACUUUGCAGGCAAGUAGAUCAACCAGGUAUGAUUGGAAAGGUGGGAAGCAUCUUGGGUGAAGAGAAUGUGAAUGUCAGCUUCAUGAGUGUUGGAAGGAUUGCUCCACGCAAGCAAGCUGUGAUGGCAAUCGGAGUUGAUGAGCAACCACGCAAAGAAUCUUUGCAAAGGAUUGGAGACAUUCCUGCUGUUGAAGAAUUCGUUUUCCUCAAGUUGUAAAAUUAAAUGUUUGUGUUGUCUUUUCUGUUGUAUUUUAUUUUUGGAUUGGGCAUAUGUGCCCGGUUUUGAUGCAUCAUCAUUGAACAAGUGAGUAGGUGAGUUUAGGGGGACGAGGAAAAGAAUAAUGUAACUUUGGAAUGAAUAGUGUGAUUGUGAUUUACUGGUUUAGUGCAAUUCCUGCUUGUUCAUUUUUAUUUGGAAAUAAAGGGAAUAAUAUGUUGGAAGUUUCAAAGAA
Molecule: messenger RNA, 2217 nt
Organism: Medicago truncatula (barrel medic)
Lineage: Eukaryota; Viridiplantae; Streptophyta; Magnoliopsida; Fabales; Fabaceae
Product: D-3-phosphoglycerate dehydrogenase 1, chloroplastic
Exons: 5
Coding region: 189-1982 (597 amino acids)
Biological process (GO): L-serine biosynthetic process
Molecular function (GO): phosphoglycerate dehydrogenase activity; NAD binding
Source: RefSeq, a predicted model, not a curated record